Molecule: messenger RNA, 1771 nt
Organism: Oryzias latipes (Japanese medaka)
Lineage: Eukaryota; Metazoa; Chordata; Actinopteri; Beloniformes; Adrianichthyidae
Gene: macrod1
Product: mono-ADP ribosylhydrolase 1
Biological process (GO): DNA damage response; purine nucleoside metabolic process; peptidyl-glutamate ADP-deribosylation
Cellular component (GO): nucleoplasm
Molecular function (GO): ADP-ribosylglutamate-[protein] hydrolase activity
Source: RefSeq, a predicted model, not a curated record
ACCAUUAAGGGGCAUUUUGAAAACUGAGUGGCGCUGAUACUUAUAUUAUAUGGCUUAAUAGUUAUUGUUAAAAUUAAUUCGGUUAAAUCUAACAUUUAGAGUAAAAGGAAUGAUGAUUUCGUGAAGAUCACUGUAGUAUGCUCAUCGUACCCCUCUAAUGGUACAUUCCACUUCCGAAACAAACAUGGCACAUGAUAACAAACCAGAGAGAGCUUUCACGGCCAUUUGAAAUCUGUUGAAAGUAAAACUUAUUGACUGCCGUUGUUUAAGUGCUUCCGAUCCUGCGGUUUGCUAAGUCCAGGGGUUGUCUCACAGGCAUGGCUUUGAAAUUAUCAGCUUUAGGGUCUCACAUUAGAUUACAUGUGCACCGGCUCCAUGCUGAGUUCCAGAAAGACACUGUCAAAUUCAAACACACUUUAAGUGCGUGGAACUCGCCAGUAAUAAUCCCAACACGGAGCAACAUUAACGCUGCCGUCACAGCUAAGAAGUCCUCUCUUGUCGGAUCAGAGCUUUGGAAGUCCAGCCAGGCUAACACCUCCCCACCUACCGAGUGGAAGAGGAGCCUGCUGGGAAAGUUUGCCCUUGGCGCCGCUCUCGGAGUGGGUACAGUUACUCUGGUCCGGUCCGUGCACACCGGGGCCGUCACCGCCAUGGCUCUCAAAGUCAACCUGGACUCAGCUGAUGGAGACUGGAAGAAGACCAAAGACUUUUUGUUAUCUCUUUCUGUGGAGGACAGGCGUCACUACUACAAGACCUCUGGUUCAGUGCAGCUGGAUGACAUCCCCGUGUGGACUCCAGCUUCAGGUGUUUCUGUGCGUGCUCGGUACCAGAAGAAUGAAAAGUUGGACAGGAAGAUUUCCCUCUACUGCGGAGACAUCACCAAACUGGAGGUCGAUGCUAUUGUCAAUGCAGCAAACAAGACUCUUCUUGGAGGAGGUGGAGUGGACGGAGCCAUCCAUCGUGCUGCAGGUCCCAUGCUGAAAAAAGAGUGCGCUUCCCUCCAUUGCUGUGAGACAGGAGAGGCAAAGAUCACAGGUGGCUACGGCCUCCCAGCAAAGUACGUGAUUCACACGGUGGGACCAAUCAUACAAGGAGGAGUUGAAGAGGAGGAGAGGAGAGCUCUUAGGUCGUGCUACAAGAACAGCCUGCAGACUGCCACGGAAAAGGCGGCACGCUCGGUGGCUUUCCCUUGCAUCUCCACUGGGAUUUAUGGAUACCCACCUGAGCAGGCUGUGCACGAGGCGUUAGCAACUGUGAGGGAGUACCUUGAUGCACAUCACGACAAGCUGGACAGAGUCAUCUUCUGUGUGUUCUUGCCAGCGGAUAAGGAGCUGUAUCGGCAGAACCUCCCACUCUACUUCCCUGCUGAGGCCACUGUCAAGAGUAAACUCUGAGAGAAAGUAUUUGGUUACCGUGGAUACAAAUCGCUGCAUCCCCAUGCCUCCUCCUUAUCUUCACGACUAAUGCAGCUCAAGAACUUCUCCAGGAGGAAGAUGUGUUCUUUUUCCAAUGAUCCGCCUAGUUCUCUCACAAAUUCUAUUAAGUGUUUGUAGUUUUCUUGUAAUGAUUGAUGUUGUGAUGAAGAUGUGAAAUAAUCAACAGGUUUUUUGUUUUAAACUGGCAUGUAUCUUGGGCCACAUGAUUGUGAUCAACAUUAGAUUUACAAUUCCCCAUAAAGUACGCAAUGUGUUUGUUUCAGCAUCUGAAUAUUGUUAUUCAAGUGUGUAAGAAAAUAUGACAAAGGCUUAUUAAAAAACAAAUCUCUCUACCA